Molecule: messenger RNA, 1800 nt
Organism: Colletotrichum chrysophilum
Lineage: Eukaryota; Fungi; Ascomycota; Sordariomycetes; Glomerellales; Glomerellaceae
Exons: 3
Coding region: 1-1800 (599 amino acids)
Source: RefSeq, a predicted model, not a curated record
AUGCUCCAGCAACUUGCAGUCCUUGCCUCGGCCCUGGGCCUUUGCCAUGCGACAACGCAGAUCGUCACCGGCGCCACUCUUUUCGUCGGAGACGCUUCCCCCAUUGUGAGCACCUCCUAUGCCCAGUUUCAGGGCAAGAACGACGACAACACCAGAACCUCAAACUAUCUAGGCAUUUCAUAUGCUACAGCAGCCCGGUUCAACCACUCGGUACUGGCCGAGACGUCCGUCUCCGGCGUGCAGAAUGUCUCAGAGUACGGCGUCGUCUGCCCGCAGCAUGAGCUCCCCUCAUCCAUCGACCCGUCCGUGCUACCGCUAGGCAGUUUGUCUGGCGUCCUCGUUGCUGCUCUGUCGCAGUCCACCCUCACGCAGGGCGAAGACUGCCUCUCGAUCAACAUCCAUGUGCCGCAAAACACCAGCAGCACUGCCGGCCUGCCUGUUCUCCUGUGGAUCCACGGCGGUGGCUUCGAGGCGGGCGCGGGGGGUUCGCUGCUGGAGGCCGAUGUCGAGAACCCGGGAGUGAUCUACCAGGCCACCAACAUUGUCGAGCGUAGUAUCGCUAUGGGCCAGCCCAUUAUUGUGGCCUCCAUCAACUACCGCUUGAACCACUUUGGCUUCAGUGCCUCUGAGGAGUUGGCGGCUGCUGGCCUGCUCAACCUGGGCUUCGAAGACCAGAGGAACGCUCUGCGCUGGCUGAACAAGCAUAUUGGUUCCUUCGGCGGAGACGCCGACAAGGUCACCAUCUGGGGCGAGAGCGCGGGCAGUUGGUCAGUGGCCGCUCACCUGGUGGCCAACGGCGGCGACAACGAGGGACUCUUCCGAGCCGCCGUCGGCAGCUCGGGAGGCCCGUUGAAGGUCGAUGGCCCCGAGAGGCAGCAGAGCACCUUUGACUCCCUCGUCAGCUACGUCGGUUGCAGCAGUGCCACGGAUAAGGUUGCGUGCCUGCGGGAGGUCGAGUACAGCGAAAUCUACGCACACAUGCAGACAGUGCCGUACUUCCUGGGCUACAACAGCUUGGCCUCAUCAUGGACUAUCCGCCCUGAUGGUGAUGUUUUCACUGACAGCCCGGACAAGCUUGUCAGCGCGGGAGCUAUUGCCGACGUUCCUCUGCUUUGGGGUGACAUGCGCGACGAAGGCACUUUGUUCUCUCUGAUCAACGCCGCCAACACCACCACCGACGACGAUGUUAUGGACUACUUCCUCAAGACCUGGUGGCCCAACGCUACUGAGGCCCAGCUCGAGCAGAUCCUGACUCUGUACCCCGACAACCAGACGGCCGGCUCGCCUUUCGGCACUGGCGACAACAACGCUCUGUACACUCAGUUCAAGCGUAUCUCCGCCAUCACUGGCGACUACAGCUUUGAGUCCCAGCGUCGCCAGCUGAUGAGCGCCGCUCCGGGCAACAAGUGGAACUACCUUAUCGAGCAGGCUCUGCCCGCAUCGGUUUUGGCCGGCACGGCGACCUUGGGAGAGAUUACCGAGGCCGACUACGCCGACUCUGAUGCAUUGGAGGCGGUCCCGUACCUGGGCAGCUUCCACGCCAGCGAUGUGGUGCUCAACUUCUUCGGUGCGCUGCCCAGCAACAACUCGCGCCAUCUGAUGGGCACCCUGAUUUCGUUUGUAAACAACUUGGACCCCAACAAGCAUGACAUGACCGAUGUGCCCACUUGGCCGCAGUAUGACUCGUCUAGCAAGUCAACGAUGCUGUGGAGCGAGAGUGGCGCUGAUGUUGUGGCUGAUGAUUAUCGCGAGGAGGCCAUCACCUAUCUCAACGAGAUUGGCGAUUCCCUGCGCAUUUAG